AUGUCGGUGGUCGUCGCCGCAGCCAAUUCUGAAAAUUGCGGCCUCUACAGUAGCGAGAGCUGCGCCCAGGACCACCACCGCUCGUCCUCCCAUCAGCAGCAGCCGCAGCAGCCGCCGCUGAGCCGGUACGAGUCGCAGAAACGCCGAGACUGGAACACCUUCGGACAGUACCUGAGGAAUCACCGCCCGCCGCUGGCGCUGGCCAGGUGCAGCGGCGCCCACGUACUUGAGUUCCUCCGCUACCUCGACCAGUUCGGCAAGACUAAGGUGCAUACGCCGCCUUGCCCCUUCUUCGGUCACCCGCAUCCUCCGGCGCCUUGCCCUUGUCCCCUGCGCCAGGCCUGGGGGAGCUUAGAUGCCCUCGUCGGCCGCCUUCGCGCGGCCUUUGAAGAAAAUGGUGGUUCCCCUGAGGCCAACCCCUUCGGCGCCCGCGCAGUCAGGCUAUACCUGAGGGAGAUCCGCGACUCGCAAGCCAAGGCCAGGGGGAUCUCCUACGAGAAGAAGAAGCGGAAGCGUCCGCCAACGCUGUCACAGCCACGCCCGCCCCCGCAGCACGGCGCUGGGCAUACCCUUGCGGCGGUGGCGGCAGCCGGGGUCGCCAAUCUACAUGUGGAGGACCACAAUUCGGCCAAUGGAUCCUUCCUGAUACAUGGUCACCACUUCCACCACCACCUCCAUGAUCAUCACGGCCACAUGAUCAUUUCCUCCGAUGGCUCCAUGGGCGGCGAUGGGGGCAGUGAAGGGGUCGUCUUGACCACGUCAGACACCAACAAUGGGUCUCUCAUACCACUCUCAGUCCUCAACUAG
This is a messenger RNA of Spirodela intermedia, 807 nucleotides long. Lineage: Eukaryota; Viridiplantae; Streptophyta; Magnoliopsida; Alismatales; Araceae. The record is from the annotation of a GenBank genome assembly.